This is a messenger RNA of Rhea pennata, 1692 nucleotides long. It is a transcript of the gene CTXN1, whose product is annotated as cortexin 1. The transcript has 3 exons. Lineage: Eukaryota; Metazoa; Chordata; Aves; Rheiformes; Rheidae. The coding region runs from base 431 to 685 and encodes 84 amino acids. The record is from RefSeq and is a predicted model, not a curated record.
AGGCUGCGCCGCUGGGCGGCCGGAGCGGGGCUGCUCCGCAUGGGAAGCGCCGGGCGGCCGCGGCCCCCGCCUGCAGCCCGGAGCUCAGCCCAAGAAAGCUGGAUGUUGACCCUGGAGAUCUCGCCUCAGCGACGUGGCUGUCAGGACACAGUUUUCUCCUCCGUCUGCUGUAAUAGCAAUGCUAGUGUCCCUGUGUGGCUGCAGUGAGGAGUGCUUGGCCUGUGCAGAAGUGAACACCAAGCCCCCCCAGCUCCGCAUAGCAGCACCAGUGGCUAUGGAGUAACCCACGGGCAGGCAGCGCUCUGGGUGUGCGGGCACAGCGGGAAGCUGAAGGUGGCUGCCUGGGCACCAGGGCGGCCAGAUGGCUGUCCUGUGAGUGCCCUGAGCCCUGCCCGCACACUCUGCGCUGCUGGCGUGCCUCACCUCUGCCAUGAAUGAUGCUUCAACAAUGGAUUAUGAACUGCUGUCCCCUUCCUUGGUCGAGCACCCGGCCAGCGCCGCGGGCAUGGAUGCUGAGCAGAAAACCGUCUUUGCCUUUGUCAUCUUCCUCCUCGUCUUCUUGGUGAUGCUGAUGGUGCGCUGCUUCCGCAUCCUGCUGGACCCCUACAGCCGCAUGCCCGCCUCCUCCUGGACUGACCACAAGGAGGGGUUGGAGAGGGGCCAGUUUGACUACGCCUUGGUGUAGACGGCAGGGAUGGGGCAAGCCUGCUGGGCUCCCACCCCAGCUGGCCCCAGCCCCGGCCCCCCCUUCCUCUGUGGUGUUGCCCUGGGCCAGCAGGGAUACUCUGGGCAAGGAGGCAAGGUGGGGCUCUUGUCUAGGGUGGGUUUUCUAGGAGUUUCUGUCUUUUCUAAGCACUUUUCGAUUCUCUUCCUGGUCUGCAGCACCCUUGGGGAGACAUGCUGGAAGAACGAAAUGAGGCUGCCUGGUCCCUUCUGCCCACUCUCCCCCUGGACAGUGCCACGUGCUGAGGUGAGGGGCAGGAGGCGAUGGGGCAGGGCAUGGCAGAACCUGCCUCCAGCCACAACCUGCAUGGCUCCAGGUGCAGGUGGCUCUGUCUGCCUGUUACCAGGCCAGAGCUUUGAUCCCCAUCUCCUCCUGCCCCUCAUGUUGCCCUUGUCCGUGUCCCCUGGGGAGUGCUGACUGUGGUCCCGUAUGUGUGCGUGCCCUUGUAGCUGAGCUGUGUCUGUGAGAGGGCUUGUAGGCACCAGACCCAAGUGCUGGCUUUGUUUCUCUGUGUGGCAGCCCCAGUUCCCCCCAAAUGUGAGAGGGAGAUGGAGAACCCAUGCACAGCCCCCUUCUGGCAACGUGUCCUGUGGCCUAUUCUCUGCUUUACACCAUAGCGAUCUUCCCUGCCCAGCUAGUGCAAAUGGUCUGAGCAAGAUGCAGUCAUGCAGCUACCUGCAGAAGCACCUGGGCAGCCCUUCUGCAUUCAUGGCAGAGCCUGUGAGUCCACAGCCGUGCCAGCAGGGAUCUAAAGCCCUGCAUGACAUUUGGGAGAUGCCCCUCAGCUGGCCCAGGCCUGGCAGCCUCACAGCAGGAGCCCACUCUAGCCAUUCCUUGCUCCACUGGGAGCUGGGUGGCCUCUCCAUGUCUAGGGGUGCUGGCCAGCCCUUCUCUAGCUAUCCUGUACCUAGGUAGCAGUUAGGCUGUGUAAGAAGCUGAGGGGAAAAUAAAGCUGGCUUCCCACCUUG